GCAGGUUUCCGCAGCUAAGCGGGCAUCUCCGCGGCGGCGUCCGGGGUCUCCGGCAGGGUCGACGCUCCGCUGUUCCUCGUAGUCCUCUGCCUCGGCUGGCAGCGGGCGCUCUUCCGCUCCCCGAGUGCCCGGCGGCUCCAGCGCGCCCAGAUCUGGCCCCCUGCCCCGCGAAGAUGGCUGCCGUACGCCGGGCCCGUAGUUACUGCCGCUGCCUGGUGCGCUUCUCCGACCGAGAACUCUGCUAAGCCUCGCUGCAGCAGGCAGGCAGGAGUAGACACCCGGACACCCAGCACCCACCUCCAGGGGGACGGUGCAGAGGGGGCGCGGAGGGCCCCUCGACCGCGGUCGGCGGCCCCGCCAGCAUGGCAGAAGCUGAGGAAGAUUGUCAUUCUGAUACUGUCGGAGCAGGAGAUGCUGAUGAAAAUGAGAGUCCUGCUGAAACCGAUCUGCAGGCACAACUCCAGAUGUUCCGAGCUCAGUGGAUGUUUGAACUUGCCCCAGGUGUGGGCACUAGCAACUUAGAUACCCGACCUUGCAGAGCAGCAAGAGGCUCUCUACUGAAAGCAGCAGCAGAUACCAAAGGAAAACAAGAAAUGGCAAAAGAAGAAAAGGCUCGAGAACUCUUCCUAAAAGCAGUAGAAGAAGAACAAAAUGGAGCUCUUUAUGAAGCCAUCAAGUUUUAUCGUAGGGCUAUGCAACUUGUACCUGAUAUAGAGUUCAAGAUUACUUAUUCCCGGUCUCCAGAUGGUGAUGGCGUUGGAAACAGCUACAUUGAAGAUAAUGAUGAUGACAGCAAGAUGGCAGAUCUCUUGUCCUGCUUCCAGCAGCAACUCACAUUUCAGGAGUCUGUGCUCAAACUGUGUCAGCCAGAGCUGGAGAGCAGUCAGACUCACAUAUCCGUGUUGCCAAUGGAGGUCCUGAUGUAUAUCUUCCGAUGGGUGGUAUCUAGUGACUUGGACUUGCGAUCAUUGGAGCAGUUGUCCCUGGUAUGCAGAGGAUUCUAUAUCUGUGCCAGAGACCCUGAAAUUUGGCGUCUGGCUUGCUUGAAAGUUUGGGGCAGAAGCAGUAUUAAACUUGUUCCAUACACAUCCUGGAGGGAGAUGUUUUUAGAGCGGCCUCGUGUUCGAUUCGAUGGAGUGUAUAUCAGUAAGACCACAUAUAUUCGUCAGGGGGAACAGUCUCUUGAUGGUUUCUAUAGAGCCUGGCACCAAGUGGAAUAUUACAGGUACCUAAGAUUCUUUCCUGAUGGCCACGUGAUGAUGUUGACGACCCCUGAGGAACCUCAGUCCAUUGUUCCCCGCUUAAGAACUCGGAAUACCAGAACCGAUGCAAUUCUUCUGGGUCAUUAUCGUGUGGCACAAGAUAUAGACAAUCAGACUAAAGUGUUUGCUGUAAUAACUAAGAAAAAAGAAGAAAAGCCACUUGACUACAAAUACAGAUACUUCCGUCGUGUCCCUGUACAAGAAGCAGAACAGACUUUUCAUGUAGGGCUACAGCUGUGUUCCAGUGGCCACCAGAGGUUCAACAAACUCAUCUGGAUACAUCAUUCUUGUCACAUUACUUACAAGUCAACUGGUGAGACGGCAGUCAGUGCUUUUGAGAUUGACAAGAUGUACACACCCUUGUUCUUCGCCAGGGUGAGGAGCUACACCGCAUUCUCAGAAAGGCCUCUGUAGAACCUCAAGUCCAGUCCUCUGUCACUGUUGCAUGAGCAAAAGUACAUAGUGCAAGAGCACCUAAGUUGUAAAUGUACAUAUAUAUGGAAUUGGGACUUUAUUUUAAAUUGUUGGAGUUCUUUUAAGGAGAGUAUAAAUUGAUUAUUAUUAUUUUUUUUUAUUUAAGGGGAUAGUUGAUUCUCGGGAUGUUUUAAAAUUAAGCAGUUAAUUUUAAGUUGUUUAAACACAUUUAAGUUGUAAAAAACCUUACUAUGAGUUUGAAUCAUGUCCUUUUUCAAGCAGAUUUAUGAGCAGAUUCCUGUCCCAUAAGUCAUCUUCCGCCUGAUCAUCCUUCUAUUUAAAGGGGUCAGGGGGAGUGCUCCAGUCAGUAAUUAUUUUAUUUCCUGCAUGACAUAGUGUCUUUGCAUUAAAGGCUCAAAUGUGAAAACCUGUUCUGGAUUUGUUUGAAACUGUUUGACCAAUAAAGAUCAUAAGUAAAUAUUUCUUUGAAGAAAAAUAUAUUUGGAUGGCCUUUUAAAAGUGUCAGAAUAUAUUUAAUAAACAGUCCAGAGGCUGACUAA
Lepus europaeus (European hare) is the source of this 2236-nucleotide messenger RNA. RefSeq names its product F-box protein 9 (gene FBXO9). Gene Ontology annotation, cellular component: SCF ubiquitin ligase complex. The record is from RefSeq and is a predicted model, not a curated record. Gene Ontology annotation, biological process: SCF-dependent proteasomal ubiquitin-dependent protein catabolic process. Lineage: Eukaryota; Metazoa; Chordata; Mammalia; Lagomorpha; Leporidae. Gene Ontology annotation, molecular function: protein binding. Bases 363 to 1676 code for a protein of 437 amino acids. The transcript has 13 exons.